Molecule: messenger RNA, 1728 nt
Organism: Wallemia ichthyophaga EXF-994
Lineage: Eukaryota; Fungi; Basidiomycota; Wallemiomycetes; Wallemiales; Wallemiaceae
Product: Putative histone deacetylase complex subunit cti6
Exons: 5
Coding region: 1-1728 (575 amino acids)
Biological process (GO): negative regulation of silent mating-type cassette heterochromatin formation; negative regulation of rDNA heterochromatin formation
Cellular component (GO): Rpd3L complex; Rpd3L-Expanded complex
Source: RefSeq, a predicted model, not a curated record
AUGAGCGAUAUGAGUGAAAAGCGAGGAGAGGAAGAGCAGCAACAGCAAAAUGCAACCAAGUUAGAGCCAGUAGACGAACCGAUUGAUCAAGAACAGCCAAUGGAUCAUGAUUCCCUUGAGAAGCCACAGGAAGUGAGCAGAGAAGACGUUAAUCAAGAAAUCCAUCAAGCUGAAGAGGAGGAUGAGGAGGAAGAUGAAGGUGGUGAAGGUGGCGAAGGCGUUGAAGGCGGAUCCGGUGAGACUCGUUGCGUUUGCGGGAAUUCCGAUGAAGAGUCUUAUGGAUUCAUGAUUCAGUGCGAAACUUGUGGUUGCUGGCAACACGGCGUUUGCGUUGGAUUGGUCGAGGAGAAAUACGCACCAGAGACAUAUUACUGCGAGGAAUGUAGACCUGAUAUGCACCCAAUCGUGAUUCCAGGUCGUCCAGGGCGUAAACCAGCCAGACUCACACAACAGAGAAGAGAACUUAAGCAGAAAUCUCCUAUCAACAACACCUCCAACAACCCAAAUCCUUCUAGACGGCGCAGUAGCUCCUCAAUUGAUACCGCUGAAAGGGCUCGUUCCCCGAAAAGGAGAAGCACUCUCAAUAGCAGAGACGCAGCUUACGAUGAUGCUAUCGCUGCGUCUUUAUUAGAUGUACAGAAUGACAGUAUCAAGUCUCAGAUUGCUGAGAAGGAGAAGCACCGUUGGUUGCACUAUGGCCCUCCUUCCCAGCAAGAAGACGAACAACAUCACGACAACAAUGAUAACGAUCACCAUCCACAUGAUCCAACUCACCCAGACGAACUUGAACAGCCGGAGCAUCCUCCCCAACCUGAGCCUGAUCACACUCAACACAACGACUCCAAGGACUUGGAUAAGGAGGGCGAUUUGCCUCAACAAAGCGAGAGUGAUCCGCCUACGUACAAAGAUAAAACUGAGCCUGCACCUGACAGUGAGGCUGAUUACAAACCGAGAAGCAAGUCUGAGUCUAAGAGUACCAGAGGUCGUGGAGGCAAGCGCAAGGAUCAGGGGAGGAAUUCUACAGCUGCCAAAUCUAAAUCCAAAGAGAAGAGCGUUGUCAGUGGUGUCAACGAUGAAGAUGAUAGAAAUGAGAAUAGUAAAAGAUCAGCCUCACCUCCACCAGCUACAGAUGAACGUGAUCAGCGUGCACCACCUCGUGGAUACAAGAAGCGAAGAAGAGAGACUGAUGAGUCGAACAAUGAGGAAGGAUUCACCCCGCCAGCAACGGCUAAUGGACCGAAACGUACAGCGAAUGGCAGUCGAAAGGAUAAGCAACUCCAAUCACCCCAGAAACGUAAAGGAGGCACAAAAGACAAGGAGAAGAAGCAGUCAUUUGAUGAUGAGAGUAGUUUAUAUUGGAAUCUACCUGAUCACCUUCAACACCUCAGUCACUUGCUGCCAACUGAACAACCGGAAAUGCUAGCAUUGAGGAUACCGCACGGUUCUUCGACCUCCUCAAUGGAUACAGUCAAAGAAUUACCAACGAGGGUCAAGUUCCCUAGCAAGAGGAUGACAAUUGGAGAGAUGAAGAGGAGAGUGAGGAGCGUUUUAGAGUAUGUCGGACGAGUGCAGAUUGAAGCAGCUGAAAAACCUGCACCACCGGAGGUGACAGAAGAUGGCAAAGCACCUGAGAGCAUACAAAUGCUUGAUGACCUUACGCGUGAAUUGAUUCGAUUUAACGAUAAGUUCUCAACUUCAACAAAACGUCGAGAGGAGGAGGAAGAUUGA